AUGGCAGCUGCGGCGGCGCAGGGAGAGCCGACCGCGAUCGCCAGCAGGCUUAGAAGGCUUUGCAAGACCGUUGUGGCCGCUGCCUGCCUGGCAGUGGCCUGUUUACUGCAGGGCUGCGAGGACAUCUACCGAGACACAUGUGUCUGGCACAGUGACCUCAACAUCAAGGGCUGCAGCUACUACGGAUACCGUGGGUGUGUCCAACACUGCCACUACUGCAUCACCCCGAGCGGGCCGGAUGAGUGCGCGCAGUUGAAGUGCGCCUCCUUCUGUGCCGCUCGUGAGGGCGCAGACUGCAUGAGGAACUAUGCGGCUUUGUGCAACAUUGCGCUGGAGGAGGGGUUUAAGGCCAACACCUCGACCGGCUCCACGUACUACACCUGCGACGUGCAGUGUAGCAGUGCUAGGGCGGCCACUGUGGCUUUGCCACUGGCCCUGACCCUCGCUGCCAGCUCGGGGAUGCCGAAGCGACUCUUACUCCUUGGAGGAGUCUUGGCUUGGAUGACGUCUCUCCAGGGCUGCGGCUGCCAACCGCCACAGCCGCAGCUGUCCUGGCGACCGGAAGCUUCCGUUUUUGACGAGAGGACCGGCCGCGUCGUGGAUGGUAUCUGGCGUGGCAACCCGUCCUGGGUCUGGUGGCCCGACUUGGAGUCCGAGGACUACCAAUGCGUGGACAUGCACCCGACCACCGAUGUCUGUGUAUCCUGGACCAGCCACGAGUGGAACUGUGGCGAGCAUGAUUUUGGCAUGUGUAAAUGCUUUCAACUGUCGGCGAAUAACCGUUACUGCGAAAAGUGGAGCUGCCACAGCCUGGAAGCCGAUCAGCACAUCUGUCGCCACACCGAGGGGGACGAUUCUGGCGAGGAGUGCUGGUACGACCCUUUCCCGAUGACCUACGAUGUCUACAACCAGCUCAUGGUGCAGCAGUCCCAGGGAUCGCUCACGACUGGUGAGAAUGCCUUCGACAAUUGGUGGCGGCCCGCGAGCUUGUGGAACGGAGACAUCGGGCGACGGCUCGAAGAGGAGCUCAGGAACGAAGAGGAUGUCUUGCAGGAUUACGUCAGUUACUUACGCCAGCACAACGCCAGCGAGAUGGCGCGGCUGGAGAAGCUUGGCGUGACGACGGAGCCACGGAGACUGGCAGGCACAGUCAACUGGCCUCCUGUCUUCGCGUACAGUCCAGCAGCGCGACAUAUCUACUUCCGGUGGGGCGAUGUCUGCGUCGUCAAUGGCGACAAUGCCAUGUUGGCCAAGAGGAGCCGCCUGGGGGCGGUCGUCAAAGAACAGAAGCUGAUACAACACUGA
Molecule: messenger RNA, 1305 nt
Organism: Symbiodinium sp. CCMP2592
Lineage: Eukaryota; Dinophyceae; Suessiales; Symbiodiniaceae
Source: the annotation of a GenBank genome assembly